GGAUGAAAUAGGUCAUUUUGACUUUUUUGUUUCUUUAAAGGGAGGUGGAGACAUCUUACCACCCCCCUCCCCCCGUCCUUGACUGAAAUUACCAACUAAUUUUGCACAGGGGAGACACUUCAAGCACUCCCAAAGCACUUGAAAUGGAGGCUCCCGAUGACUAUUGUGCUAGUAACGGCAAAUUCUCUCCUGGUAAGGAGAACUCGAGAAUGUUGGCAGAUAUGUCAACACCUAAUGGACAGACAGUUCCUCAGGGUCCUAAUUCCCCCAGUGGUGACAGGCCGUUCCAGUGCAACCAGUGUGGCGUCUCAUUCACCCAGAAGGGAAACCUGCUGCGACACAUCAAGCUGCACACAGGCGAAAAACCCUUCAAAUGCCCCUUCUGUAGCUAUGCCUGUCGGCGGCGCGAUGCUCUCACUGGUCAUUUGCGCACUCAUGCUGUGGGAAAACCACACAAAUGUAACUACUGUGGGCGGAGUUAUAAACAGCGCACAUCUCUGGAGGAACAUAAAGAGCGCUGCCAUAGCUACCUGCAAGGUAUCGGCUUGGAGCCAACUGCCAACACUGGCCCUUACACAGGUGAGGUUCCUAAAGAGCCGAGGCCCAUGGCAGAGGCCAACGCCAUGGCAACCUUUGAUCGGCCACCUGUUAUUGAAAGGCUGCACAGCAAUGUGGGCAAGAGGAAGAGCACCACCCCUCAGAAAUUUGUGGGUGAAAAGAUGGCUCGCUACAGCUAUCCGGAUGUAAGCUAUGAAAUGGGUCUUAAGUAUGAAAAGCAGGCUGAAAUGAUGCCAGCCCACAUGAUGGACCAGGCCAUCAGCAAUGCCAUCACAUACUUGGGAUCGGACACCCUUCGGCCCAUGCUCCACCAUCCAGGUCCACCUCUCUCUAUGGCCGACGUGGUACCCAUGGUCAACCCCCUUUUUCACCAUGUCUUGCAACUGGGCCAACGAACAGAGCGUCAAGGAAACUGUGACACGCUGCCACCACAUGCACCUCAGCCUCAUGACUUCCCCAGCCAUCCCACCUCAAACGGCCCCACUGCUGUAACCAGGCAGGGCAAGCCUCCCCAGUCAGGGCACGAGGAAUCUCCCAACAACAGUGGAGUUGACUCUGCCGACUCAGCUCGCAGCAGCCCUCAGGAGAGGCCGGGCUAUCAUGGGAGCAACCGCACUCCUGGCCUCAGGUCUCAAGCAAGUCCAGCAGUGGUCUAUUCAGGUGAGCGGGUGACAACAGCGUCACCGAGGAGCGGGGCAGGAAUCGGAGCUGGGCUGAUACGAGUGGCCACCGAGAGGCCUGUGAGCCAGGAAGGAGUGCGGGUGUUUGGGCGAGAGGGCCAGGAGUUGCGGGCCUUCCAGUGCGAGCACUGUCGGGUGCUCUUCCUGGAUCAUGUCAUGUACACCAUCCACAUGGGUUGCCACGGAUACAGAGAUCCACUGGAGUGCAACAUCUGUGGUCACCGCAGCAAAGAUCGCUAUGAGUUCUCCUCUCAUAUAGUCCGUGGUGAACACACCUUCCAGUAAGAGGAUGGGUAGGAAUUAAGAGGAAGAAAAAGAAGGGAAAGGAGCAAUAGCCUGAUAUCCAUCCUUAUCCCCAGACCUCUGAGACUGCACAGUUGAAUGGCACUGUAGACAAGUGUAGCACAAUCAAAGACUUCUUUUUAAGCUACUUAUUGUGAAUCAGAACAGUUUAACAAUCAUAUGAAGGUAUGGGCCAAAGACACAUUUUCUACAUAUUUAAUUAAUGAUUAAAUGUAGAGGAAGGAAGGUAAGAUUUUUCUCCUAAAAUGUUCACAAAUUAUUUAACAGAGCAGCUGUCAGACAACUUUGACUAGUUUUUCCUUUUUAGUCUUACUUGUAAAUGUCUCCUUUUGUCCUUGUCCCUUCGCUACCUUGUGGGCUCAAUGUGGUGGAUGAAAUUAUAGUUUCAGUUUAACCAGAUAAAAUAUCAUGGCUAACACAGAGGUAAAAUAAAAUAAGACUUCAGAUAGUCUCUAAUUAAAAAAAUGACCUUUCAUGGAUUCUUUCAUGAUAAAAGCAUUAUGUGGUGUGAUGGAAUUUAUGUGUUCAAAAAAGUUAAGAUCGUCUACAGUAUGUUUAAAAUAUUAAAUGUAUUGAAACCAUUUAAAUUGCUUGCUAAAAACAGACCCCACAAAGAGUCAUGGUACUGA
Seriola dumerili (greater amberjack) is the source of this 2170-nucleotide messenger RNA. It is a transcript of the gene ikzf2, whose product is annotated as IKAROS family zinc finger 2. Gene Ontology annotation, biological process: regulation of transcription by RNA polymerase II. Bases 144 to 1523 code for a protein of 459 amino acids. Gene Ontology annotation, molecular function: RNA polymerase II cis-regulatory region sequence-specific DNA binding; DNA-binding transcription factor activity. The record is from RefSeq and is a predicted model, not a curated record. NCBI's taxonomy places the organism in Eukaryota, Metazoa, Chordata, Actinopteri, Carangiformes, Carangidae. The transcript has 7 exons.